AAGUGUUCAGUAUCAGCAUAACAGAUUCAGCUGCUCAACGAAGCUCAACAGAUCGGGGAUGUCGUUGAAAUAGAUCAUGGAUUUCCAACUGCUUGUUUACCUGGUAGUCGUCGGAAGCGUUUGUGAUUCGUGCGUGCGAUUUGCUACAGCCGAAUUUUUCACCGACCAACCACCGGAUGACUACUUCCAGCGCAAAACGAUGACAGAUUGCCCAGAUCGUUUCUACAGCGAUCGUCAGAGAUAUGAUGAGGAAUCUGCAUACGGUGGGGAACGGGCUAAAAUAGGCGAAUUCCAGCAUAUGGCAGCUAUCGGAUGGACAAAAGAUGACGAAAUAAAGUAUAAGUGUGGCGGAACGCUCAUCGGUCCCACAUUCAUUCUUACCGCGGCUCAUUGUGCCUAUGACGAGAACAACAAUGCCCCAGAUACGGUCCGGUUAGGUGACACCAAUUUGGGGAGUCCAGAGGACGAUCAAUAUGCACAACAAAUCAAGAUCAAAUCAUUGAAAAGACAUCCAGAAUAUCGAUUUACCAGAAAGUACUACGAUAUUGCCCUGAUUGAACUGGAAUCGGAGGCUAAAUUUAACGACGGCAUUUGCCCGGCCUGUUUAUGGUUGGAGAGUGAUGUCCCUCGGCAAGAGUUGACUGCAAUCGGCUUUGGAGUUACCGGUUUUGCUGAAAGUCCCAGUCCCACCCUGCAAAAGGUGCGACUAAAUGAAACAGACACCAUUGAAUGUUCGAUACAACUACCAAUUAGUAACCGAACACUACCUUAUGGUUUGGUCAAGGAACAGUUCUGUGCGAACAGUGCAACCAUGGACACAUGUGAGGGUGAUUCAGGAGGACCGAUUCAAGUCGAUCGAAUUGAUGUCAACAAGGCGUUGGUUCCAUUGGUGGUCGGCAUUGUUUCUUUUGGAACACCUUGCGUUGAGGGAUCAACCGGGGUUUAUACAAGAGUAUCUUCAUACAAAGAAUGGAUUGAACAAGAGAUUCAACGACCAAUUGAUUAUAUGACCUGUGCCCGAACAUCAAACUGUUACUUCAGAAGAAAACAACAAAUCGGUAUAACAUACCCGCUUGAUCCGCCCCAACACCGAGUUGGUCUUCUCUGGGAUAUAGAAGACCGGAACAAAUUCCGCUGUGGAGCCACAUUGAUAGACUAUCGUUUUGUUUUAACAUCGGCAUUUUGUGCCAGAACGAAACAAGGCUCGCCGCUUUAUAUAAUCGUUCAGGGAACUGAUGAAAUAGUCCUUGUCGAAAGUGUUUACGUUCACCCCAGGUAUGACCCCGAAGAUUCGGAGAAUGACAUCGCGCUACUCAAACUAACGAAAUAUUUAGAACCGAGUUCGGGGGCAUUGCUACCGGUAUGUCUUUGGCGAGAGCAGGAAGUGCGAGACCAGUUUGGUAUGAUGCAUUUCUCCGCAUACAGCAACGCUUUCUCUGAUUUGAGUUCCUAUACUAAGAACAAUCACCAACGUUACGUCAUUGAAUCGAGCAUUAUUGAAAAUGGAAAAUGCGCCAAUCCAGAACAUAACGAAAAUAACCUCCUUUGCGGACAUAACCAAAUAAAUUUAAUUCCAAACAUAUGCGAAAUGGAUUACGGAGGUCCGGUCAUGAACCUGUCUUACCAUGACUAUCUGCCUUACUUAUAUGGAGUGGUUUCGACGCUCAGCAGCGGCUGCGGUGAAGAUUUGGUGGGGACAAGAGUGUAUCCCUAUUUGGAAUGGAUCGAAAGCAUUGUAUUGGAUCAUGAGAACGAACGCUUUUAUUUUACAUCAUAAGAAUCUUACAAACGCAUAUAUUAUGUUCGUAUGAAAAUCGAAAUUUUCGAAUAAAAAGGGAAAAUUUGGAAAAUUUUA
Toxorhynchites rutilus septentrionalis is the source of this 1855-nucleotide messenger RNA. RefSeq names its product serine protease 53-like. The coding region runs from base 77 to 1777 and encodes 566 amino acids. NCBI's taxonomy places the organism in Eukaryota, Metazoa, Arthropoda, Insecta, Diptera, Culicidae. The record is from RefSeq and is a predicted model, not a curated record. Gene Ontology annotation, molecular function: serine-type endopeptidase activity. The transcript has 7 exons. Gene Ontology annotation, biological process: proteolysis.